AUGCACCACUCCCGCCAGCCUGCCCGCGCAGUGUCGAGUGGUGUGCGCGCCCACGCCCGCAAGUACAACACGCCCAACAGCAGCAGCAACGGCAGCAGCUACUCAACCGUCAGGAUGGACGACUCAGCUGCCAGCGUCGAAGCGCCCGCACCAGCGGCAGCGGAGCCCGUGCCCGUCUACGAGCCGUCGUGGCGCCGCACGGGCCGCAGCUCCAUGGCCGCCGACGUGCGUAUCCCGAGCUUCCUCAUCCCGUGCUCGGCCAGCCAGUUGAUGGACGCGCGCUACAAGUCGCGCAAGUUCUCGCGCGCCUCCUCGGACGCCGCCAAGGCCAUCAGCCCCGCGGCCUGA
Molecule: messenger RNA, 348 nt
Organism: Phytophthora sojae
Lineage: Eukaryota; Oomycota; Peronosporomycetes; Peronosporales; Peronosporaceae
Exons: 1
Coding region: 1-348 (115 amino acids)
Source: RefSeq, a predicted model, not a curated record